UUUCAUCAUGUGGUCAAUAGUUUGUUUUACCAAUGAAAAUACUAUUGAAUGUGUACCAAAUUUUUGGUUUAAAAAUUCAAUGUGUGCAUGGCCAAAUAAAAAUUGCAAAAUAAAAUCUCAAUUAGCAGUAGAGCGUCGUUUAUCACCUAACUCAAUUGAGUUUGAUUAUUAUGAAGCGCGGCCAUUAGCAAGAGAUAUAACUAAUUUAAGUGAAGCCUAUAAAAAAUUGAAACAGGCAGAAGACACUUCUGAGCUGUCAAAUGUAGAAAGUGCAAAAAAAAAAAAACAUAUUCGUAAACGUGAAAAACAAAGUUCUAGUAAACAGCUUGUAAAAAAACGAGAAGUGAAUCGUAAAUUUGCACUUACAAUAGAUAAGAACCAAUCAAUCCUUAAUUCUCCACCUAAAUAUGAUGUGUAUAAAAAAAAAAGAGAUAAUACUAUGAAGAACGAUAAUGGCUACAAAGAUGCAAAGAACAGUUUUCCAAAAUCAGAUAAAAAUAAUGCUUCACAGAUUGAACUAUUUAAUAGUGCUAAUAAAAAUAAUAAAGAAAUCGGUAAUAGUAGCAGUGAUGAUAAUAUAAUUGAUAAUUAUGACGAUUCUGAUGAUGAUGAAACAUAUGAACCAUUUAUGAGAAAACAUUCUCCAGAUUUAUUGAGUCCAUUUAAAAGUGAUUUGGUACAUCAAAAUAAUGUUAAUGAAAUAUCUACACCCAUGAACAGUAAUAAAAGACAAGACGACUUACUCAAAUGUAAUAGCGAUGGCAAUGAAACACCAGAAUAUUAUUUUAAUAAAGGAUCCAGUUCAUAAAAAAAAACGAAGUUAACAAACUCAUCAUAUUUAAAUAUGAAUGAUUAUAAUACCAGUGAUGAUCCAAAGCAAAGUUCUACAAAUGAAAUACUGAAAUCUCUUUUACGAUCUAUUACCAACAUUAAGUAUGAAUUAAAAGACAUAACAACAAAAAUUGAUAGGAUAGAGGAAAGACAAACAAAUAUUAUGAUGCUUCACAGUAAUAGUAGUGGUGAUGUUUUACACACUAAUAAUAGUAAUAUUGAUGAAACUUGGAAUUUCCCUCUUACUUCUUUUGAAGAGUUGGAUGGUUUUGAACAAAAGUUAUUGGACGAUGGCUAUAAACUUAAAUUGAUCAGUUAUUUGAGAAGAUUAGAAAAACCAACAAUUGGAGCGAUGACUAGGGAAAUUUUGUCAAAAUUAUUUAACAACGAUUUACUAGCACAAUUUUCUUACGUUGGUCAAAAAGGAAAAAAAGUAUUUUCAGUACUUAACACAUGUUCUAUCUUAUUUGCUGCUGUUAGAAGUGUCAACAAUUAUAAAAAUUGUACUGACAUUGAUAUAAUAAAGCCAUUGAAGCCAUACUUAGCUAAUGCUACUUUUCGCGGAAAACAAAAAAGAAAAGAUUGAUAAUAUGUAUAAUAAUAUAAAUGUUAUUUAUAAUGUUUGUAAUUUUUAU
Rhopalosiphum padi (bird cherry-oat aphid) is the source of this 1466-nucleotide messenger RNA. RefSeq names its product MATH and LRR domain-containing protein PFE0570w-like. Lineage: Eukaryota; Metazoa; Arthropoda; Insecta; Hemiptera; Aphididae. The transcript is spliced from 9 exons. The record is from RefSeq and is a predicted model, not a curated record.